Porites evermanni is the source of this 768-nucleotide messenger RNA. The record is from the annotation of a GenBank genome assembly. Lineage: Eukaryota; Metazoa; Cnidaria; Anthozoa; Scleractinia; Poritidae.
AUGUCUCGUGCUAUUUACGGAGUCAACUAUUAUGGUAUAUUUUUGUCCUAAAAUUCACUAAAGGAAAUAAAUUCUUGCCAUUCUUUCGGGCUUUACGCCGACCAUGUCAAAAAUUACGAAUUUUUUCACGCUCAGAGCCAGCAGUGAAGGUGAGAAGCGCUAAAUCGCGUAUUUAAACAACGGCAACGACAACAAAGACAAAAAAGACGAACUGCCACCUCAACGCUCAAACUUCUGUUGAAGAAGACUCCGGUGACAACGCCCCACAUGAAGAAGGUUUUUUAGCAGGCAGUCAAGAUUGCUACAGCUCCCAUAUUAGUUGCUGGAAUAAUGUCUUCUAGUUUUCUUUCAUAACGUGCACUCCCGCUACUACCGUGAAAAAAAAUGUUCUGGUCUUCGAACAGACGAGAAACAAAGGUUGUCAAACAAGAAGGACAGGUUCCAACAUGAGUGGGUCUUUGAAGCAAAUGUAUCUUAUGAAAAGACAGGGUUAAGAUGGCUGGUGUUUGUUGAAGGUGAGGGAAUGUAUUGCUUGAUUCUGACAAAUGUGCGAGUCAACAAAACAAAUCCGACAUUUUCAAUGAGAAGCUUUCUGUAAGAUACAAAACAACAGUAAUCAACGAACAUGCACAGUUGCAGAAACAUUCGGCAGGAAUAUCAUGCGAAAUGAUGAACUGAGUUUCCGUUUUCCAAAGGGAACUGGAUGAGCAGCAGAAAGUGAACGACACCAUUCUCUACAGUGUUUUAUUCAAUUUACCGGCUAGCUGA